Cladocopium goreaui is the source of this 2560-nucleotide messenger RNA. NCBI's taxonomy places the organism in Eukaryota, Dinophyceae, Suessiales, Symbiodiniaceae. The record is from the annotation of a GenBank genome assembly.
AUGUCGGCGACUCGCAGCCCCAAGCAGCCUUUGCCUGAUACUGGCCGUAUUGCUUUGCUCAAGGAGUUUUUCAAAGACUUUUGUGAAGAUGAAAGCUUCACAGCACAAAGGCGCAAGGUUUUGCGUCUAAGGGCUGGUCUCACGGACAAAGAAAAGCACAAGGUGCCCAAGUUCAAGUUCGUCAUCUUGGAGGGCACAGAUAUGAGCGAACGGGAGGUCGAGAGUGACCACAACUUUGAGGUAGCCUUGGGCCUCUGCGCUUCCUUUGCAGAGCAUCCACCAACGAAGAAAGAAUUCCAGGCUGCGCUCACCUGGUGCUCGCUGCACUACAGAUUGAACCCAUGGAAGGAACGCCACUAUCAUGAGACAUGGGCUGAAGUUGAAGCUGGCGUUGUGAAGUCUGUGUUGAGCUACUGCUUGGAUCGCUUCCAGCGGAACCCAGGAGUUCGGCCGGGCCAUGAGCGUACCGAGCAGCUGAAGCAAGUCGUUCACGAACGCUUGAAGGAAUGUGACAUGUUGACACCGUGUGGGAAGAAAACACCUACACGUGGACGAGGAAUGAGCAAACCAAAGGAUGCAAAGGCUGACGCCACCAAAGAAGCCACUCCAAACCCGGACACCAUGGACACACUCCCGAUGCCAGAGACCCAGAUCACCACGCCCUCUCCCGUUCAUCAAAUGCGUCCUUUGCCUUCCAUGUCACCUCCGCCUAUUUUGAAACCUUCUUCGUUGCUUUCUAUCCCCACUACGUUCGAUGGGGAAAAGAACAAGUGUGAAGAAACAGCAGAGGAGGAAAAGAUGACUGAUGAUGAAUGCUUAGAAGUGGUUGAUCAUGGGGAUGAAGCUAUCAAUAUCGAAAGUGGGGAAGAAAAUGUUAUGUCACCGAACCCGAAGAAAGAAAUGGAAAUUGAUAGCCAGUGGAGGCUGCAGGAUGACACCAUGGAAAGAUGCAAUGCUCCUAGUCCACCUAGUGAGAAGAAACCAGAGCCUGAGACACAUGCUGGAAAGGAUUCAGAGUCUUUCCCCGCAGCCAAGAAAGCCAAGAUUACCCAACAGGAUUCUAAGGCUAUGCCAGUUCAGAACCCAGCCCAGUCUGAAGAGCCUUCCACCUGCGCACAGCACGCAAAAGAGCUUGAACAAGCCAUUGACAGCGACGACGAAAUCAGAAAAGGCUGCUUCAAGGAUCGCAAACCUUUGGUGGAGGACGUUCCCGAAGUACCCAAAGAAUUGGAGGAAACAAUUGCAAAAGCCAUGCUAGAUGAGGACCUUGAACAGGCUCAGGAAGCUGAUGCAGAAAUCAGAAAGGCUCAGCUGGCUCUGAGAAGGCUGGCCAAGGAGACUACCAUGGAAGCAGAGGACCCGGAUAGGUUCUAUGCUAAUGAAGGCGGUGAUGGGGAUGAUGGGCCUGGGAAGUCGAGGGGAAGAGGCAGGGGAAAAGGUAGAGGAAAAGGUGGCGGGAGAGGCAAAGGGAAGGGAGGAAGAGGUAAGAAGGACAAGAGCAGCAAUGAAGGAUCCCGAAAGGAAGACAAACCAGAGGAAAAGAACAAUGAAAAGAAGAAGGAUGAGGAGGGACGAGCAGCAAAUGAUGAUGAUGGGAAUGUUGAAAAAAACAAGAGCCUGGAUGGCCCACCUUCCCCAAAAAGCACACCGAGAGUUCUCCGCAGAACUAAGUCAAAGCGCAGGGGCUUGCUUCAGAAAGCAAAGCUGGUAAGCCCACAGAGUUCCAAGAAAAGACCACCGCAAGAAAAGACAGAAUAUCCAGAUGAUGGAGCAGAGCUUCAUGAGCCAGAAGUGGCACCCGAGCAAGAGGAACUACCACCUACGACCACAGAGAGGGCAACUAAGAACCGUAGGAGCCGACGUGCCAAGAAACCGAAAACUGAACCUGCCGAUGUCCCCCACAAGGAUGACAGCGAGCCACAGGAUCACAAAGAAGAGGACCAAACCGAGCCAAAACCUGAGGGUGAAACACCUGAGCUUGAAGAGGCCAUGCAAGCAGAAGAGAAGAAGAGAGCCAUGCAACUACAGGCCCGGGACUACAAUUGGAAACUCUUGGCUGAGAUUGAUGAUGCAAUGCUCAGCCUGCCUACUACUGAACAGCUGGGAUCUGCAAAGUCGUUCACGAUGGACCCUCCGGACAACUUGCCGCCACACCCCAAGGGGUGGAAUCGAUCCAAGAUCCAAGUCUUGCUUCUCCUCUCAAGGUCGACUGCGGCUUCCUUUUACAUUCCCCUGGUGGCACAGGAUACUUUGGACCUGAUAGCAUUGGAGAAAGGUAUGAAAUUUCAGGCCAACAAUGCAAAGUCAAAAGGCGUCAGCUUGGCUUGGAACAAGUUUGGUGGUCCGAAGGAAGCGUUCAAUGUGGCUAAGCUGGUUGCUGGAUGGAUGAUGCCAUCAGCUGACGCCCAUUGACUGGGGUGAUCAGAUCACUUCUUGAGGGUGCCUGCGCCGCUGCCAGAGUAGCGGUCAUGUAGCUGUUGGAGACCAUUUUGUGGUUUAAAUUCCAAUCGGUAUUUUGACUGGAUCCAUUCCCUUAGACUUGAGCGAAGGCUUAUCUGUG